AUGUGUUUCAUUAUCGUUCAGGUAAAUUCCAAUGGUGCAAUUUCCUUCAAUUCACCAUUAUCCAAACAUUCCCAAAACGUUCGUAAUGGCGAUAAAUUGGUAGCACCAUUCUACACCGGUCUGACGUCCAGACGAACUGGGAAGGUGUUCUAUCGAGAGACCCAGGAAGAGCGUUGGCUUCUUCUGGCCAGCGCCGAAGUGCAUGCUGGUUUUCCCAAUGAAAGGAAAUUCGAAGCGACCAGCUUAUUUAUUGCCACGUGGUUAGAUGUUGGAAAUGCUUUGUUGAAUAAGGUGAGAGCAAAGAUUCCAGAGCUUAAACAUUAAGAGGCAAUUUUCAAUGUCACGUAUUUGCAAUGAAAAGUGUUCAAAACCGAAAAUCUUUUUGGCGUUCCUCUCAAAAUUACUUUGUUUUAGUUUUAUUCUCUAGUUUAUACAGUUAGGUAUCUUUUUAGAUGCAUCUGUCGGUUGAGAAACAUAAAAUAAUAGUAAAAAAUUGUCAAUUAAAAUACAAUUAUCAAUGAUGCUUUAAAAUUGACGCCAUAUUUACAGCCAUAUAAGCACAACUUACUGAACUUCAGACAUCAUUUUCUCUUUGGCGUAUCAUCUAAAAUCUCUUCAUUUUAGCAUUGUUUUACAGAUAAAGCACUAAAAAUACUUUUUAAGUUUGUUUGCCGAGUGAGAAACGUAUCGAAAAAUAAAAAUUUUGAGUUUAGUCAUAACCUCAAGUGAUUAUUAUACGCAUUAGUUUUGAGCAUGUGUUACGUAACGUACAAAAAAUCUUUUAAAAGCAACCCAAUAGCCUUUUGUUUAACAGUUGGCAAAUGCGAUCUAGCCACGAUCCAAUGAUGGGAAAGCCUCAUUGUCCUUUCAUUGUUUUGAAAAUCCCAUUGUUCUUAGUUUAUUGUUUAUUGAGAUGUCCCAACAGGCUAUUGCCCAAUUGAUAGGGGAUCUGAAGUACCUAGUACUACUACCUGCGAUUUAACGUCUUUAUCCGAGAAGACUUGAAAGUCUAACCAUUUACUGAUGUCAAUGUAAACGUGCUCUUCUCAGUUAUUUUAAGACUUUGAGUAGAGUCCAAGGAUUGAACCCAGGUCUCCCAACUUAACUGUGUAAGACAGUCGCCAAUCCUAGGAAUAUCGUACCACCGACCAACAGUAUAGCAGAUUGACGCUAACCACAUUUAACACUCGUGCUUUAAUUAGCUCAACUGGAUGUUGUUAUUAUGAGCCUUUUGUAUAACGUCACCACACUUGAGUUGUGGUUGGUUCUUUUCUGUACUCCCAGGGUUUGUAUGCUGGUAUCAGCUGUCUUCCGUGAUCAGACAUGAACCGCGUGAUGGCAGCUCGAGGCGCCCCUUUAGCAUUUGGCUGCAAUAAAGAAUGAUUGGCAUCCCCUAUAACUUUACCUUUAGACGAUCUAUUUCCAAGUUGUUCUAAUAUCUGAUGGGAAAACGACAUUCACGUUGUUUCAUUACAACAACAGAGCAAGCAAACAGAGAAGUGAUCUUUUGAAAUCUCAACAAACAUCGACAACUACAUUUCCUAAUGCUGGAUUUAGCUUUGGAGAUAAACUAAGGUAAGAAUUCGGGGGAGUUGUGGCUUUGAGGUUUGCACAGUAUAGAGCUUUCCAAUAUCGAUAAAGUUAGUUUAGUGUAAAGUCUGGUUUGCACUAUCAAAGUUUCUGUAAUCACAGUUGGAAUUUUGCAUAGAUAAAUUCUACGUUUUGAAGGAUUUGUAAGAAAUGUUUGAGGGAACUGACUCCGUGUUUAACACCGAGUCAGUCCCCUUGAACAUUUCUUACAAAUCCUUCAAAAUUUAAAAUUUACCUAUGCAAAGUUUCAACUGUGAUCACAGAAACUUUGAUAAUGUAAACCAGCCUAAAGUCUCCUCCUAUAGUAACAAUGGACAAAUAAGGGCUAGCCCCUACUUGACUUUCAGGAAGGAUCCAUCAAAUUAACAAAAAAAUUGUUUUCGUUUCAGCAAAUUUUUCCUGCCGAAUUCUGGCACAAGCGACAUUUUUCAGUUGAGUCAUACUUCAAAUAUAAACAUUCCUGGCAAAUGGCUGUAUAUGAUUGGCUCACGAGGUAUAACUGAACCUCAGUCCAAGUUGAGUGGCGCGAAAGACAAGACGGUGGCGUUGACUGAAAAUGUAACGUUGAGUGGUGGACCUGUCAGACGGAGUUCAUCGGGUAAGAAUGUGGAUGUCAAACUUUAUGAAGUAAAACUAAGGGUCUUACUCAUCCUUUAGUCAUUGAAGAUAUUAUAUGUAUAUACAUCUAUAGCGCACGGUCAAUGGACAAACCUCGUGCUGAAAUGGAAGGAAUGCAACGUGAUCGUGUCGAGGGCCUACUCAGGGCCGCCCAGAGGUUGGCGGGGCCCGGGGCAAAUUUUUUUUAGAGGGCCCUAUCUAAAAAAUUUUUUCCGGAAAAAUUUUUUCCGGAAAUUAUUUUGGCGACCUCCCCCACUGGGCCUACUAGCGAUUUUAAGUGCAAUUUUCGUCUUCCGAUGAAUGUGAAUGAGUUAUGAAUGUUCAGAUGAGGGUACAUAUACUCAGAACAUUCAUAACUCAUUUACUCGUUCACAUCCAUCAGACAGAAGGAGAAAAUCGCACCUGAAAUCGCAACAAAAUUUUCAAGGGUAAACCAGCCUUCAACCAUGUCCAUCCCUAUCACAUAGUUUUGCUAAGGCGGAAGGGUUAGUUUUUUGUGAGGGAGGAAAGCAGGAUACCCUGGCAAAAACCUCGAUAUCAUAGUGUCCACAAUCACUAACAUGUAUUUGUUCCUAUUUUCUUAUGCAGAUGCUUGUGGCGAGAGUGAAACACAAUGUAGUAAGGAUGCUGAAUGUAAGACACCAAACGAAUGUUGCGUAUGCAAUAGCGGUUACCAUGGCAACGGGAAAGUUUGUUUGAAAAACGGUAUGUAACAGCACAGACAUGUUUGUUUUCCAUGUUGUUAUGCCUACCCCACAGGAGAGAAACUUGCUGAGCUAACCGCCUCUCACGGCAGGCUUAAUUUCGCGUAAAUCGUCACAGAAAAUUUCCACUUACAUUUAGGUCAGAGUAUGCACAUGAGAGGCAACUUAACUGGAAUCGUUAAUGGUAUAUCUGUGGAUGGACUUCGAAUCAGCGUUUUCGGAGAUGUUCCAUCAAAGACGACGUACAUCGCGCUAGAUCCAGUGCCCCCGUCAGUAAGUGUUCUGCUCCGCGUUUUGACACCUAUGGUAUCCACACUUGGUUAUCUGUUCGCUCAUCCUGGCGAGGGGAUUGGAAAUGGCUUCAGUUUCUUGGGAGAUAAUUUCUUACGACAAUCUCAAGUCACUUUUGAAACAGGUAAGGGGCGUUUUCUAUAUAUUUACCUUCGCCGAGAAGGAGGAUUUUAUCCGUGUUUGUAUGACUGUGCGUCUCUGUGUCUGUCUGUCAGCACGAUGAAAGAGCCUGGGAACGAGGUUGCACGAUAACUUAAGAAAUAUCAAAUGUAUUAACAUAAAAAUCUCUGAGACUCAUGGACAUUGCCCAAGGACAAAUUGAUGAAAUUUUGGGUAAAUUUGGAUGAAAAUUGAAUGAGAAAUUAGUCUUGCUUUCCCGGCAGAAUACAAUAAUAAUUCAAUAAUAAUUAUAUAAUUUAUGCAGCCUCGUACCUAGGCUGAUAGCACAUCAAAGCGCCUGGGACGAGGCUGUAAUUUAUGCAUGAUACAACCCAAUCUCGUUCCCCGAGCUUGCGAUCCUCGAGAAGGAACGUGAGACUCUGGGAUAAUCCGUUUCAGGGAGGAAUCUGAUUGGCCGUUGAUAUGGAAUGCGCAGUUCGGUCUUAGCCAGGAUUCCUGGCUUCCGGCAAUGGAUUAUCCCAGAGCCUCACGUUCCUUCCCGAGGAUCGCAGGCUUGGGGAACGAGAUUGGAUACAACCUUAAUUCGCUGGCGUCUCCAAGCGCCCUCUAAUUCUUAAUAUAACAAAGGCGCUUUUAGUUUAAUUCUGCUAAACACCGGUUUUUUCUAGGUACUCUGGUUUUUGGACUAAUGAGGGAUUGACUUUAUUAGACUUCUAAGGAGAACAGUUAACAUAGAACUAUCCAUUUUUUUCUGUGUUGGUGUUGUGUACUCAGGUGGAUAAUAUGUUUGUGAUGUUACUCUGAGUGCAUAUCCACACCGGGUGAGCUUGAAAAAUAUGCCCGGCCACGGUGAGGUUCGAAUCCCACCGUGGCCGGGCAUAUUUUUCAAGCUCGCCCGGUGUGGAUAUGCACUCAGAGUAACAUCACAAACAUAGAACUAUCCAGUUUAUUACUUUAGGUUUUUUCUUGUAUUAAGCAGCACUUGACCAAUAAUUAAGGAAUGACCCCUUCAUGGGCAUCUCUUAAAUAGGCUUCUUUGUUUAACUGAUGUUAAUCACUCAUUCUUUUUUGACAUUCUAGGUGAAGUUGCCAACAUUGGAGAAACGAUGUUAGGACAGACUCAAAAUGGUGGCUACAAAUUUGAAAUAGAUAUCGACGGAAACGUUCCGGUUUUUGACUCGAAAAAGAACAUACAGUUCGAGAACUAUGUCCACACAUACAGAUACGACAGGCAAGGCAUCAUGAGCGGUUAUUAUAGCUCUAAAUUCAACGAUGGUGAGAAGAAUUAUAAAAUUAGUGUCGUUGAGGUCUUGGAAUUUUCUGAGGUACAAGGUUGUUCGAAUGUUGGAAAUUCCAAAAUGGCCGUCAGCGAGCAAAGGUCAUCGUACGCAGUGGGGACUAAUGUCCUAAAUUUUGCUUUGAAAACUGAAAUGCAAGAUGAGGGUAAGGAUUUGUUAUUAAAAUUUUUGGAAUUUCUUCCGUAAAGGUAGGGGCUGCUAAUCUCAUUCCUUGAAGCAUGGGUGUCAGAUGUUGGGAUACGAAGUAACCGUGUUACCUGCAACCAUAAAUAUCUUAUAUACACUAGAUAGCGCAUCUCUUUUAGUAAAAUUGAAGCCGAGAAUAGUCCAGCGGUUACCCCCAUUUGAAUAGAUGGCGGCCAUGUUGGUCGUUCCCACUUGCUAAUAAACGCUUAAAAACAACAAUAACUUUCAUCAUUUGAAAAGUUUAAAAACGUAUUUGGAAUAGGGUUAACUUAAUGUUUAAGUUCCCUGUUUAAGAAAUAGAGAACAUACGAAUCUCCUCAUUUCAUGGGAACGACCUGAGACUGCAAUCACGGCUUCAAUUUUUGAAUUGCAGAAUAAUUAGAUGCACUAUCUAGUGUAUAUAAGAUAUCUAUGCCUGCAACUGACUGGAGUUAACUGCAAACCUAGGCCAGAAUGUCUAGUGCACGAUAGUAUGGUAGAAAAUUUAAAUUUUCCCGGUAUCGUUUUGAACUAUUUACCGACCAGAUUUAAUAGGUGUCUCUUUUCUAUAACAAUCCCUUUUCUAUUUUCAAACGUUGUGCGGUUUCCCAUUGCCAAAAUUGACUUUCUCUGGUUCAAUAGACCUUUCCCUUUUAAGUGAAAUUUUGAUCUAGACAAGUCUGGACAAAAAUUUCAUCACAGCUUGAAAGAGCAUCACAAAAUUAGUAAUAUUCCGAAGUUUCGUUGCAAAAUGUUGUAAAAUGCGGAUAAUAUAGCCUUGCGAAGUUUACCGUUUUUCAGUCAUUUUGCAUUACGCACGGGAAAUUGAUAAUCAGAUGAUCAAACUGAUUAUCAAUUUCCCGUUUGUGUAACGAGGUGUAACGAGGUUAUUUUUUUGAAUUAAAUGUGUGUUUUUAUAGAAGCUUGUGGAGAGGAGAACAGAAAGUGUCACCGUCAGGCAAAAUGUGUGGUGAAAGAUGGCGUUGAAUUUUGUAAUUGUGACAUCGGCUUUCAGGGAAAUGGAUUUUCAUGUCAAGGUAGUAAAGCCCUGGGCAAACUAGGAAACGUUGUUGUGGAAACAUUUGUGAUAUUCUCGAUGUUUCCUCAAAUGUUCCCCUGGUAAUUGACCUUUCUUGUUUUGUCUUAGACGUUGAUGAAUGUCUACUGAACAUCGAUGACUGUUCACCGAAUGCGAACUGCAGUAAUAAUCUUGGAUCAUACACUUGCAAAUGUGGCAGUGGUUACCUAGGCGACGGGAAAAUUUGUCGUAAAGGUUGGUGGAUGAUACCUAUCUAAAAGCCUGGAGAAACCAUGAUACACGCUAUAUUGUGAAAGAGACUGAAAAUCAUGAUGCUUUUUUGUACUGCGCCUCCUGAAGAUUUGAAAUUAUUGCAAUACAAGUAACAGUUAUUUAUCUAUUUCCAGAAGAGGGAAGGUGUGGUGAUGAGGCUAAGAAAUGUCAUUCUCUUGCUCAAUGUAUUACCGAGGAUGGGAAUGAGCUGUGUGAAUGUAAUGCAGGAUAUAUCGGCGAUGGAGAUUUCUGUCAGGGUGAGUAAAUAUCAGAUAAUUGGUAGGGAAAAGUAUGGUGAGUUUACAGGUUAGAUCGUAAACUCAUCUCAACUAAAAUUUGAUAUCUUUAACUGGAUAGCGCUAUUAGCUCUAAACUGUUCUCUCUAGAUAAGGUCCUGUAGAGGCAAUCUCUUAUUUGAUCCAGUCUUUCUACAGGAGGAAACCUGAGUGCCUGGAGUAAACCUUGUAGUGUCCGCUAUAAGCGGACUCCAAUAGACCUUUCCACUUUUGAAUGAAAUUUUGAUCUAGACAAGUCUGGACAAAAAUUUCAUCACAGCUUGAAAGAGCAAAAUUAGUAAUAUUCCGAAGUUUCGUUGCGAAAUGUUGUAAAAUGAGGAUAAUAUAGCCUUGCGAAGUUUGACGUUUUUCAGCCAUUUUGUAUUACAAAUGGGAAAUUGAUAAUCAGUUUGAUCAUCUGAUUAUCAAUUUCCCGUUUGUAAUGCAAAAUGACUGAAAAACGGCAAACUUCGCAAGGCUAUAUUAUCCUCGAUAUUGUCCGCAUUUUACAACAUUUCGCAACGAAACGUCGGAAUAUUACUAAUUUUGUGAUGCUCUUUCAAGCUGUGAUGAAAUUUUUGUCCAGGCAUAUCUAGAUCAAAAUUUCACUCAUAAGGGGAAAGGUCUAUUAGAAGGCGAACGUAUAGUCGGAUUGUCAUUUGUGGUUUGAUUUAUUUGUUGAUGGAUUUCGUACUUAUCCAUCUCUAGUAUAAAUUAGCAGUUUCUGCAUAUACUUUUUUGUUUGUCGUAGACGUUGAUGAAUGUCUAUACUACAUAUCCAUGACUGUUCACCAAAUGCAGGCUUACGCACUAUCUACUAGAUCUUUGCCAAAAAUGGACCUCAGAAUUGAAAUCGUCGUGCUCAAAUUAGUCUACACCGAAAAUUUCACGAUGUUUGGACAUUCAGAGCGCGAGUUACGACGUUUUGAAAAUUUUGUUUUCACCAUAUGUAUGGAAUUUCCACUGUAGUGAAUUUUUUUUCAUCAUGAAAUGUUCGGUGUAGAACUAUUUUGAGUAUGAAAAUUUCAAUUCUGAGGUCCAUUUCUGCCAAAUAUGAAGAUGACAAAUCAAUAGCGCGAACUCGGAUCGGAGAAUUACAAGUACCUAAGGCCCGUUUCAUACGCCGUAUUUCACAUGCGCCGAAUACAUUGAAAACAAUAGGUAAUGAAGCAUUUCAGCUCAUUAUCUAUUGUCUUUAAUGCAUUCGGCACAUGUGAAGUACGACGUAUGAAACGGGCCUAAUUCCUCAACACCCAUGCAAUAUAAUUGUUUUCUCUAGAUGCGGAUGAAUGUAAACUUGAUAUAGACGAUUGUUCAGUAAACGCAUUGUGUCACAACAUACCAGGAUCGUACAAAUGUGCAUGUAAAGUUGGUUAUAUUGGGGAUGGGAAAACAUGUCUGGGAAUAAGUAAGUUGAGUUUUAACACUCAGUCCGUUCCAUCGAACAUUCCUUACAAACUCUUCAAAGCUUAGAAUUUACUCAUUCCUAUUGUGAUCGUAGCAGGGCCUAUUUUAGUGUGCAGUAUUGAAUGAAAGUGUGCAGUAUUGAAUGAAAAGUGUGCAGUAUUUAAAUUUGAAGUUUGAAAUAAAUUUCAACUUUGUAUUAGAUGUGCUGAAGGAGCGAAAUAGAUGAAAUAUAAAGUCGAGAAUUUUAAAAUGCCUUUGCAACAAAAUUAGCAAAGGCACAAACAAAGAUUGGCCAAGUUUCAGCAAUAAAUUGCAAUAUUCAAUAUUUCCAUGUCCAGAAAAGCUGGUGUACUUCUUUCCUCCACAGGAGGGAAGAGCCUGGGAACGAGGUUGUCAUUUUUGUCGCAUCAGCGAAUUACUACAAUAGGUUAUGGCUGAUUUGAAUUUGAAAGGGUUUACUUUUUUGGGACACUCUGUAUGUUGUCAUUAUGUUCUAUAUAAAACAUAACAAUUCAAAGAUACUGUGACGUCAUUGAUGACACCUGCUCUGAAGUUUGCAGUAUUGGAAUUUCCUUAGAAUAGGUCCUGGAUCGUAGAAACUUUGAUGGUGUAAACCAGCCUUAGGUUUGGUUUAAAAGCCAUUUGUUAUGAAAAAAGUAGUGUUACAUAGAAAAUAUUCUUGGGUUUCAAUGAUAUUUUACACUAAAACAACAAGGAAAUAAAAUGGUUGUCAACGCAUCGUAUGUAAAUUAGUUCUCCAACUAUUACAAAAGCCAAUAUAAACAAUAUAAAAGCCAUCCUUUACCCAUGCAUGAAACCCGAGAAUUAAUUUUACCACUACUAUAUCAGUGUUUUAAAUUUUUCUGAACAGUAGUUGGUUCAGGUGAUGUGUGUACUGCAGAUGGUCGACAAUGUGGCCCAGUUGAAGAGUGUGUUGAAGAGAAAUGUCAAUGUAGAAGUGGUUUUCUGCACGAUGGCUCCGCUUGUGCAGGUUAGGGCUUUUAUACAUGACUACACACGCAAAACACAUCAUAUAGCAAGUCUACCAACAAGUCGUCAAUAAGUUGUGUUCGCAUUGCUUCUCCCCAAGUUCAACAAGUAUGGUUGUAACAACCUUCUAGGUCAAGCAGGAAAAUUUUAACUAUAGUGUUUUCGAGUGAGGUUACUUACUAAUGGCUACCUAUCAUUACUAUAUAUAGUGGCUACAAAAACCUCUUGACAAGUUAAAUCGUACACGAACUGUGCGGAGUAAAUAAGAAAGUACGGCGCAUUGCAACUUAAUCGAUUCAUAGUGGUUACUAAUAGUAACGUUACCACGAGUCGUGGUAAUUUGUGAUUUUUUCGUGGUUAUUUGUCUUGUAGAUGCCGACGAGUGCCAACUUGGUAUACAUACUUGUGAUAAGGCCGCAUCAUGCUCCAACAUCGUGGGUGCAUAUGAAUGUGAAUGUAACGAAGGCUAUACUGGAGAUGGGUAUAAAUGUGUACCGGAGGGUUAGUACCCAGUCCCCCGCAACGCCAUUGUUGAAAUAUGGUGGUCGUGCGGGAUAGCAUUAUAGACCGCGUAGUGAUUUCUUGUAAAAUUUUCAGUAUGUUCACAUGAGACCGGUACGAAAAUCACAAAUCUCAGUUUAAUUUAUUCCCCUUGCCCGCCAUUUUCUUUUUUACAGUGCUUUUGUGAGCAUGUUUGACUUCGUCGGUCUCAUGUAAAUGGAGCCUUACAACCGGGGCAAACAUUGUAUUCGCUUUCACCAAAUCUAUCUGCAAACAGUCUUAGACCUACCGUGUGCUGCCAACAGCUCUUGCAUACAGAAUGAUUUUCUCACUUAUUCCGUACUUUAAUCUAAACCAACAAUCUUAUGAUGAAAAUAAGAGGCCAACAUAAUACUUUAAUGAAAUAGAGCCAUACACCCAAAUAUAAAAGUUUUAUUGACAAUGACGUUUCGUCUUAACUGAAGACUUAAUCUUCAGACUAACAGAACAAUUACAAUGAGAAGGAUUAUAAUUAUUCUUAUAGUGAUUGUUCCUUUAACUGGUUGCCAUGGUAAACAGUGUCAUGACGAUGGAUAUUGCGACAGAUCAGGAGUAGUUCCCGUAUGUAGGUGUAACCAAGGCUUCAAGGGAGAUGGAGUUUUAUGUCAAG
Messenger RNA from Paramuricea clavata, 9899 nucleotides. Lineage: Eukaryota; Metazoa; Cnidaria; Anthozoa; Malacalcyonacea; Plexauridae. The record is from the annotation of a GenBank genome assembly.